Messenger RNA from Mugil cephalus (flathead mullet), 1832 nucleotides. Its product is annotated as bactericidal permeability-increasing protein-like. NCBI's taxonomy places the organism in Eukaryota, Metazoa, Chordata, Actinopteri, Mugiliformes, Mugilidae. Bases 140 to 1564 code for a protein of 474 amino acids. Gene Ontology annotation, molecular function: lipid binding. The transcript has 16 exons. The record is from RefSeq and is a predicted model, not a curated record.
UGGCAAACAGAGAUAAGCCAGUUCUCCCUCCUCCCUAUGUUGAUGAGAAAGUGAAUCAGAGGCCAUGCCUAUUUCUUCCUCUUUCACUCUGCCAGGAAAAACGCUCUGUUCCUGACGCGCUGCUGUUUCAGAAGUCAAGAUGCUCCUGUGCUGUUGUUUGGUUCUCGUGGCUCUCGUCCCCACAACCCUGAGCGUCAACCCUGGGGUAGAGGCCAGGCUGACAGGAAAAGGCCUCGAAUAUGGAAGACAAGUGGGUAUGGUCAUCGUGCAGCAGAAGCUCAAAUCCAUCAAAAUUCCAGACAUAUCCGGGGAAGAGAAGCUUGACCAUCAUCUUGGCAAGGUCAAGUACACUUUGUCAGGUAUCCAAAUACUGAACGUGGGACUUCCACAGUCUGCAGUGAACCUGGUGCAGGGGACCGGAGUCAGACUGUCUAUUAGCAACGCUUUCAUCAGCAUGCAUGGAAACUGGAGAGUCAAGUACAGGCGAGUAUUCAGGGACAGCGGCUCCUUUGAUCUAAGUGUGAACGGACUCACCGUCGCCACAACCAUCGGCAUCAUGAGCGACGAGACGGGCCGACCGGCGGUCAGAAGCCUCAACUGUGGCGCCACUGUAGGCGGCGUCAACAUCAAGUUCCACGGUGGAGCCAGCUGGCUGUACAAUCUCUUCAGAAAGUUCAUUGAGAAGAGUUUGCGCAACGCACUGCAGAAACAGAUCUGCCGUCUGGUGGACGAAGCAGUGGCCGACUUAAACCCCCGGCUGAAAACUCUCAAUGUCUUAGCCAAGGUGGACCAGUAUGCAGAGAUCGAGUACUCUAUGGUGUCGCCGCCAGUCGUUUCAAAGUCUUCUAUAGAUCUGGGCUUAAAGGGUGAAUUUUACAACAUCGGGAAGCAUCAGGAGCCUCCGUUCUCCCCUGCACCCUUUUCCCUGCCGCUGCAGACCAGCAACAUGUUGUACAUCGGCCUGUCUGCCUUCACCGCCAACUCAGCAGCAUUUGUCUACAACACAGCCGGAGCCCUCAGCAUGUACAUCACAGACGACAUGAUCCCGCAAAGCUCUCCCCUGCGACUCAACACCAAGACAUUUGGAAACUUCAUCCCACAGAUUGCCAAGAGAUUCCCAGGUCUGAUGAUGAAGCUGCUGGUGAAGACAGUGAAGACUCCCGUCAUCACUUUUACACCUGACAAUGUGACAGUCCAGACCACCACCACAGUGACGGCCUACGCUAUCCAACCCAACGCCACGCUGUCCCCUCUUUUUGUCCUAAACUUGGACAGCAGUGUCAGCGCCAAGAUGACUGUCAGUGAAAUGCAGCUGGCUGGACGUGUAACACUCAACAAGAUAAAUCUGAGCCUGGUUACCAGUUAUGUAGGAGACUUUCAGGUCGGUAUCCUCAGUGGCAUCUUCAAAGUGGUCGUCAAUUUCGUAGUGAUACCCAGAGUGAAUGUUGAACUUGCUAAGGGAUACCCACUUCCUACCAUUGGGAAGAUGAAGCUUGUGAACCCCCAGCUGAAGGUCUUGAAGGACUACAUGCUGAUCGGGACAGAUGUUCAGUUCACAAAUUGAACGGCAUUCCUGAAAACUCCCCGGAUUCGUCUCUGCACUGGGACAGAAGCUGCAGUGACUAAAUGAAUAUUACUUACAUCUGCAGUAUGCCUUUAGUUUUUUUUGUUUUUCUUUAAAAUAAAUUGUGCAUUUCUAUAAACACAUAGAUUUUCUUUGUGUGUCUGUGUUUGUGAUGGAGUGUGUUAUUUCUUGUGACCUUUGCUUUCUGUACUCCAGGCUCAAAGCUGAAAAAAAUGGUGCUUGUAAAUUAAAUUUUGAUCUAGAAAAA